AUGGCACGUUCCAAGAAACCCUGUCGAAGUGAUUGCUUCCGUAAAACCAAUCUUAUGGACUUGUACAGCUUUUCGGCACCAAUUGGCAUUGUUCUUUGCCUCGUUAUGGGAACUUUCAUCAUUCGCACCAGUCCCAAGUACACGAAAUAUUUCGAAGAAAUGGACAAUGUCUUGAUGUUUGUAAUUUUCAUGAAUCUGACAUUAGCGGUAGUGUCUUUUCUUUACAACAUGAUAACCAUGCAAGGGAAGAAUAAUGAGCACCUCCGAAUUUACGAACAUUUAGAGAAAAUUGAUGCUAAGCUUGUUCACGAGUUCCACGCAAAUAUGCACUACGAAAAAAUCGCUCUCAAAAUAUCAGUGGUUUUCUAUGUUUUUUUGACAUACGGAAAUGUUGUCAAUAUCGUGGUCAUUAGUUACUGGUCUCAGGGAAAUCUCAAGACCGUCUAUCUUAUUACUUUCUGUCACACAUUUAUGCUUAGCGGAAUGCAUAUGAUUGUUUAUAGUUUUAUGACCGUGGCCGACUUGAUUCGAAUAAGAUUUCGAUUGUUGCAGAAACUAUUGAACCCUGGAUAUCUCCAGAGGCACUAUAGUGACUCGGAUGUGCGUGCUUAUAAACUUACUCGAGCAAUUGAGAUUUAUCGAGAACUCUAUAGAGUGAUUGAUGAACUAAAUUCUGUUUACGGAUUUUGCUUGUUAUCCUGUCUGGCACAUGACUUUACGCUGGCCACGAGUCUAUUCUUCUUGAUGUUUGGCCAAGCGGCCAGUUUGGAUGAGGUGGAUGGUAAGCAUUUGUCGUUUGUGUUUUUGUUGUUGCUGCCACCGGCUUAUAAGAUGUUCAUGAUGCCAAUAUAUUGUACGAUGUCGUUGAAUGAGGGAAAAAAGUGUAUGAGGAUAAUAAAAUUGAUGGAUGACGCUUUUCCCGGAAAUGAACGAAUACGACGAAUUGUUGCUGAUGCUCUCUGGUGGAAUAAUCAUAACAAGGACAGUAAAUAUAAAAUAGGAUUCAUGAUGACGGCUAAUACUGGUCUCAUAACAAUAAUGACGUCAGCUAUAAUGAAUUAUGUUGCCAUAUUAAUUCAAUUUCAAAUUCAAGAGGAAAUCCUAAAAGUUUAG
Episyrphus balteatus (marmalade hoverfly) is the source of this 1113-nucleotide messenger RNA. RefSeq names its product putative gustatory receptor 57a (gene Gr57a). The transcript has 4 exons. NCBI's taxonomy places the organism in Eukaryota, Metazoa, Arthropoda, Insecta, Diptera, Syrphidae. Gene Ontology annotation, cellular component: membrane. Gene Ontology annotation, biological process: sensory perception of taste. The record is from RefSeq and is a predicted model, not a curated record. Bases 1 to 1113 code for a protein of 370 amino acids.